This is a messenger RNA of Nerophis lumbriciformis (worm pipefish), 7695 nucleotides long. Its product is annotated as copine-8-like. Lineage: Eukaryota; Metazoa; Chordata; Actinopteri; Syngnathiformes; Syngnathidae. Gene Ontology annotation, molecular function: calcium-dependent phospholipid binding. The record is from RefSeq and is a predicted model, not a curated record. Gene Ontology annotation, biological process: cellular response to calcium ion. Gene Ontology annotation, cellular component: plasma membrane.
GAGCGCACGGCUGCCAUCGCGGGUGUCGCCUGCACCCACACCCCUUCAUCACCUCCAUCUCGUGCUGCAACCAUCUCUGAAGUGGCUGCCUCAGCGGGGCGGACCGGAGGCCACCCGGUCUCUGAUCUGGUCUCCGGAGUCGGAGUCGGAGACUCGACGCGCUCCUUCGGGGCCAGACUGUGCGCCUCCCGAAUCCGACCGGAGCCGCCGCGCGCCCUCGAGGCGAAAGUGAUGGAGAGGGACGUCAUGGACAAGCUGGAGGACAUGUCGUCCGUGUAUGAUUUCGACCCCAUCACCGGCAACAUCCCCGCCACAAAGGUGGAAGUCACGGUCUCCUGCAGGAAUCUUCUGGACAAAGACACAUUCUCGAAGUCAGAUCCAUUGUGUGUCCUCUACACCCAAGGCGUGGAGACCAAACAGUGGAGAGAGUUCGGCAGGACGGAGGUGAUAGACAACACCCUGAAUCCAGACUUUGUGCGGAAGUACAUCUUGGACUACUUUUUCGAAGAAAAGCAGAACCUUCGCUUUGACUUGUAUGACGUCGACUCCAAAAGUCCAGACCUGUCCAAACACCCUGCAGAACUCAACGACUUUUUGGGUCAGAUGUUCUGUACUCUCGGGGAGAUCGUCGGAUCACCAGCCAGCCGACUGGAGAAACCUCUUGGAGGGAUUCCAGGGAAGAAAUGCGGCACUAUCAUCCUGUCUGCAGAGGAGCUGAGCAACUGUCGAGACAGCGCCACCAUGCAGUUCUGUGCCAACAAGCUGGACAAGAAGGAUUUCUUCGGCAAGUCAGACCCGUUCAUGGUUUUCUACCGAAGCAACGAAGAUGGAACGUUUACUAUCUGCCAUAAAACGGAGGUGGUGAAGAACACAUUAAACCCUGUGUGGCAGCCAUUCACCAUCCCCGUGCGAGCACUCUGCAACGGCGACUACGACAGAACAAUUAAAGUGGAGGUGUAUGAUUGGGAUAGAGACGGCGGCCACGACUUCAUUGGGGACUUCACUACCAGCUAUCGUGAGCUUGCUCGAGGGCAGAGCCAGUUCAAUGUGUACGAGGUGAUUAAUACCAAGAAGAAAAUGAAGAAAAAAAAGUACGUCAACUCUGGAACUGUCACCCUGCUCUCCUUCUCUGUGGAGUCAGAGUUCACCUUCUUAGAUUACAUCAAAGGAGGGACGCAGAUCAAUUUCACAGUGGCUAUCGAUUUCACAGCAUCUAACGGUAACCCCUCACAAUCCACCUCUCUACACUACAUGAACCCGUACCAGCUGAACGCCUACGCCAUGGCCCUGAAGGCCGUUGGGGAGAUCAUUCAGGAUUACGACAGCGACAAGAUGUUCCCUGCUCUGGGAUUUGGAGCCAAAAUUCCCCCUGAUGGCCGUGUGUCGCAUGAGUUUCCCCUGAAUGGAAACAUGGAAAAUCCCUACUGCAACGGCAUUGAGGGCAUCUUAGAGGCCUAUCAUCAGAGUCUGAAGACGGUACAACUGUAUGGGCCGACCAACUUUGCACCUGUGGUGAAUCAUGUUGCCAGGUAUGCAGCUGCAGUGCAAGACGGCUCCCAGUACUUUGUGCUCCUCAUCAUCACAGAUGGAGUCAUUUCGGACAUGGCUCAGACCAAAGAGGCCAUUGUGAAUGGCGCCAAGCUUCCAAUGUCCAUUAUCAUCGUCGGAGUGGGUCAGGCGGAAUUUGACGCUAUGGUAGAGUUGGACGGCGACGACAUCAGGGUCUCCUCCCGAGGGAAACUGGCCGAGAGAGACAUUGUCCAGUUUGUUCCCUUCAGAGACUACAUGGACCGGACAGGUAACCACGUGUUGAGCAUGGCUCGCCUGGCGAAAGACGUGCUGGCCGAGAUCCCGGACCAGUUCAUUUCUUACAUGAAGAGCCGGGGGAUUAAACCCAACCCCGCCCCGCCUCCUUACACGCCCCCCGGACACACACACAUCUGACGGCGUGUCUUCAUCAGGUUGCUUUCUCUUGUUGAGAGACUGCAAACUUUCCAGGACCCGACGGCAAAAAGCCCUUUUUUUUCCUUUUUUUUUAAUCAAAACUGCGGCGUAGACUGUUUCGCAUCUCAAACGGGCAGCAGAUUAUUUUUUGGGGGGGAAACAAAGAUCUUAUUGUGGUUGAAACUUGUGCCUGUCUGUGGUCGUUUCUCGAAAAGGUUUCAGGUGAACUUUGACCUGAAACUCUGCCCUGUCAGUCAUCAGUGUGGCCAAAUACGCUGAUCUUUUCAGGCACUUUUUCCCGUCUGGAACAAGUUUUUAUAUCUGGAGACGAUCUCCAUAUUUCUGGGGGAAAAAUUCACAGUUCUAGUUCUGGAAACAUCAGUCAGGUAUUUCUCGCCAUCAGUUUCUAAGAGCACUCCACAUAUUUGAUUCUCAAGUAUUUUUCAGAGUGGCAUGAGUAUUUAAUAAGACUGUUUAAAAAGUAUCAUCUAUUUUUCUUUGAUUGCAUAUAAAAACAAUAGUUGCCCAUUUCACAGAUGACUAUAUUUUAUCAAAAUCUAAUUUACUUAAACUAGUCAAACAUAUUAAGGGUAUUUAUAUAGUUUUUACAGUUUCCUUUCAAAAUCCCGCAAUUUUUAUGCCAAUUGUAUGACUUAUUUCUGGAAACGUUCCAUUGGAAGUUUGGCUUGGGAAAUAUUGAAAGUUGGACACCUUCCAUGGGUAUUAAUCAGACUGGUUUACGUUUUAAUUAUUUUUAUUUCAGUCCCUCCGGUAUUUUGCUGCCUUUUUUUUGCCUGAAUUUGCAGCAGAUUUUUCCGAAAGUUAUUGCAAAAAUUGAGGCUUCUUGAAUUGAAAUUUGUUGCCGACCUUGUCGUGACGCUCGGGGUCGCAUGAUGGCGAUAAUUUGGUGUGUUCCAAAGAUGCAGAAAGCCGAGGAGACAACGUGCAGGUAAAAGGUGUUUAUUGGCUUUAGGGUAGGGGUAUCCAAACUAUGGCCCGCCGGCGUCUUCAAUUUGUCAUAAGGAAUCUGUCUUACAAUUCAUUUUAAAAGUCCAUUUAUAUGCUGCUGUUUUGUCAUAAUCUUGUGGGUAAUUCAGGCUCAUGACCAAUUAUCAUGCUUCACCAAGUACAGCAUUUACUUAGCUAACCCAAUGCAAACAACCUUGUCUAGUCAUGGUGCAAACCAACGAAAAAUGCCAACAGACAUGGUCACACAUAACAAUUUAUGGAUAUUACAAAAAAACGUCCAUGCACCAUAAACUAAUUCAGAAUUACACCCAUUCAAAACCAUUACAAUGCAUGAUGGGAAAAAUGCAGUGGUUUUGCCGUCAGGGCCAGCAAGGCCAUCUCUGCUGGCCUAACAUAACCAGAAAUCAUGAUCAUAAUUAAAGAUGAAAUUAUUUUUUUAUUUACUUUCCCUCAAUAUCUAAAAUGAUUCAUAUUCUCUUCAUGUCAUAUUAUGCUCCUUCCAGUGCUGUUGUUUUUAGGUUAUAGAGUUUGUAUCCAAUCAGAAUUCAGCUAGCUUAUGUUGCCAUGCUGUACCAAAUCUGCUCGGGGCCUUCAGAAUCAACAAUGCGAGCGUCCGUGCACUGUAAGUGAACAGGGACAUACAGGUGAUAGACAAUUGCGAUAGCCAAUCAGAUCACGAGUUGUUGUCAGUAAGGCCUUCUAGAUGGCCUCACGUUGAACGUGACAUUUACGUAUCCUGUGAUUGGAUACUUACUUGGACUGUAAGCGGAUGAAUUUGAGAACACAUUGAGUUUAUACACAGUUGCGAUAGCCAAUCAGAUCACAAGUUGUUGACAGUAGCCUUUCUAGGUAGCCUGAUGGUAACGAGACUGUGAUUGGAUACUAACUUGUCAUUCGAAAGUGAGUAUCCAAUCACAAGUUGCAACUUAGCAGGAAGUGUUGACCCACAAAUAAGGACAAAACGUUGAUUAGGUGGCAGAUAUACAGUAUAUUGUGAUGUUAUGAGCUAGGUAACAUUAGAACUCCAUUACCCAGCAUGCCACAGUAGUGAAGCGCAUGCGCAGUAGCCCCGUUUAGGUUGUUGAAUGUAGACAUGCCGGCAGCUGGACAUUAUUGACGAGCACACUGUGGAGUAAACUUUAAGAACUCAGCCAACAAGUCUCGUCUGCAUCUUGUAUGAUUAGACAAGACAACACAUAUAUUUGCAAGGCCAUUUUCAAGAAGGAUAUUUAAAGAGAAACUACAUCUUGUGAGACAAUGUCGGCCAACCCCGGAAGCUCGAAUGGGUUCUACAAAUUGUGAGUUCAGAUAUUUUAUUUCUUUAUUUUUUCACAUUAAAUAUGUUUUUUGCAAUUUUAAUUUUGACAGUACCACAUAAGAUAUGUUUUAAUUGCUGAUGCAGGUUUAUUGAUUUUUAAAUGUGCCAGAAAAUAACCCGUUUGGUACACUGUUGAGGUGGUUCAAUGACCAGUAGUGCGUGAGUAUUUCUCCAGCAAUGAUAGUGACAUAAAUAAUGGUAUUUUGAGAGGUAAUCAUUGAAGUCGGACAUCACUGAAGGCCUAGGUGGGAAACACAUGGCCCGCCACUGGAAAAAUGCAAUCCAUAUUUGGCGCAAUUUAGCUGCUUGAUAUUUCUGAUUGAUUACAAAUCUUUAAGGAAAUGGUCACGGACGUCCAACUAUCACAUACUCCUAAUAUCAAAUUAUAUUAACCCUGUCUGUAUAUAUAGAUAUAAUUUAAAACUUUCUUACGCUUAUAUUCCCCAUUCACUACUCUAUAUGUUUUCAUAGUAAUAAACUUUGAUUUUCGCACCUUGCCAGUUCAAGUAACUCUGAGUGAUUGAUGGAACUAACCAAUCCCAGACCAUACGCCAUCAAUCCACUGUGCCUACAUUUGACCAACCAAGGAAGACACGACACAAUUUAAACCAAUCAGAAACAAUGUGAGGCGGGUCUUUGCGUCACACCUCAGCUGUACAUUGUUUCCUAUCAUUUUAAAUUGCUCGGUGUCUUCUGUGGUUGGUUGGUAGGCACACUUCAGGUAGGCAAACAUUGUUUUACACGCUUACAAAUCUGGAUGCACUGGCUUAAAUCAUACACGGCAGAAGUGUCGCAAAAGUCACUUGUAAGUAGACAGCCUAUCGAGGGUUCUUUCUGAUUAGGGACACACAGACAACUUAAAACAUGCGUACGCGGAUCUAAAACACGCCUACGCGGAUCUACAAAUCCCAAAACCGAUGAAGUUGGCACGUUGUGUAAAUCGUAAAAAAAAAACAGAAUACAAUGAUUUGCAAAUCCUUUUUAACCUAUAUUCAAUUGAAUAGACGGCAAAGACAAGAUAUUUAAUGUUUGAACUGGUAAACUUUUUUAUUUUUUGCAAAUAUUAGCUCAUUUGGAAAAUGGUGCCUGCAACAUGUUUCAAAAAAGCUGGCACAAGUAGCAAAAAAGUCAAAGAAAGUUGAGGAAUGCUCAUCAAACACUUAUUUGGAACAUCCCACAGGGGAACAGGCUUAUUGGGAACAGGUGGUUGCCAUGAUUGGGUAUAAAAGCAGCUUACAUGAAAUGCUCAGUUAUUCACAAAAAAUGGAUGGGGCGAGGGUCACCACUUUGUCAACAAAUGCGUGAGCAAAUUGUUUAAGAACAACAUUUCUCAACCAGCUAUUGCAAGGAAUUUAGGGAUUUCACCAUCUACGGUCCGUAAUAUCAUCAAAAGGUUCAGAUAAUCUGGAGAAAUCACUGCACGAAAGCAGCAAUGCCCGUGCAUCAAAAACCGACAGUGUGUAAAGGAUAUCACCACAUGUACUCAGGAACACUUCAGAAAACCACUGUCAGUAACUACAGUUGGUCGCUACAUCUGUAAGUGCAAGUUAAAAUUCUACUAUGCAAAGCCAUUUAUCAACUACACCCAGAAACGCUGCCGGCUUUGCUGGGCCCGAGCUCAUCUAAGAUGGACUGAUGCAAAGUGGAAAAGUGUUCUGUGGUCUGACGAGUCCACAUUUCAAAUUGUUUUUGGAAACUGUGGAUGUCGUGUCAUCCGGACCAAAGAGGAAAAUAAUCAUCCUGAUUGUUAAAAGCGCAAAGUUCAAAAGCCAGCAUCUGUGAUGGUAUGGGGGUGUAUUAGUGCCCAAGGCAUGGGUUACUUACACAUCUGUGAAGACACCAUUAAUGCUAAAAAGUACAUACAUGUUUUGGAGCAACAUAUACCAUCCAAGCAACGUCUUUUUCAUGGACACCCCUGCUUAUUUCAGCAAGACAAUGCUAAGCCACAUUCUGCACGUGUUACAACGGCGUGGCUUCGUACUAAAAGAGUGCGGGAAGUAGACUGGCCUGCCUGUAGUCCAGACCUGUCUCCUAUUGAAAAUGUGUGCCGCAUUAUGAAGCCUAAAAUACCACAACGGAGACCCCGGACUGUCGAACAACUUAAGCUGUACAUCAAGCAAGAAUGGAAAAUAAUUCCACCUAAAAAGCUUCAAAAAUUGGUCUUCUCAGUUCCCAAACGUUUACUGAGUGUUGUUAAAAGGAAAGGCCAUGUAACACAGUGGUAAAAAUGCCCCUGUGCCAACUUUUUGCAAUGUGUUGCUGCCAUCAAAUUCUGAGUUAAUGAUUAUUUGUGGGGAAAAAAUUACGUUUCUCAGUUCGAACGUUAAGUAUCUUGUCUUUGCAGUCUAUUCAAUUGAAUAUAGGUUGAAAAGGAUUUGCAUUGUUUUUAUUUACUAUUUACACAACGUGCCAACUUCACUGGAUCUAAAACACGUACGGUGAUUUAAAACACACGUACGCAGAUCUAAAACACGUACACUGUGUGUAGAGUUUUGAGGAAACAAAUGAAUGUAUUCCAUUUUGGAAUACGUUUGUAACAUAACAAAAUGUGGAAAAAGUGAAGCGCGGAUAGUUGAUGCAGAUAUAUUAAUUGAUUUGGCAAUAAACAUUAACCUCAUUAAGAGUAAAAAUUUGCAUGAGCAAACAUUUAGCUUAAAGCGCCACACUGACUAUUAACUGCUGUAAUGGUCCUUUAAUGCUAACAAAGACAUUUCUUUGAAAUCCUUAUUCCACUUUUGCCAGUUUUGUCAGAAAAUCAUUGAUUUCCCCAACGAGGGGGUUGGCUCCCACUCUAAUCUUCUUCAAAGAGUGUAACGAGCAACUGCUUCCCAGGUGUCCCUCAUUCAGUUUCCCAACGUAGCAAACAACUUCAGGGUGUGGACGCUCAUUCCGGGUGUUGAUGCAAGUUCCCGUCGGGCCGAGAGCAACCAUUUACAGCGACAAUGUAAACGCUCAUCAAUAUGCAUGAGAAUGUCAAGCAUUCGUAAAUGCUGCUUUGCAUAUUGAUCACGACAGCACUUUAUUGUUAGAGUGCUCAUGAAUAUGUUUGGAAUAUUUUUUUUAUUUUUUGUUUUGUAUUUGAUGAAAAGUCAUUCCUCCCGCCAAGACGUGGUCUCCGACUUGUUCAACGCCAUUGAUCGACCGCAUGUGUCCUUGGGGUACAGGAGAGUGUUGUGCACAUGUUGCUGAUCCCAGAUCAGCCCAACCAGUCCACGAGCAUGUCAGUUUGCUGUUUCUUCUCUGUUGUGCCUGCUUCUCCCGACAUUUCUCGUCUCACCAGUGGUCCGACAACUGAGUUGUAGCAUGUCAUUUAGCAUGUUACAGUUGAUUGACUUAUUUUCUUUAACCCCAUGAUUUAUCUUUGUCGUUGAGACAGUAUUUCAUGCUGUGUUUUGAUUUGCAUGACACCCUUCAUUGUACAUGACUGUUGUCAAAUGGUGGGUCGUGAAAUGCUUUGUAAUGGA